Molecule: messenger RNA, 1573 nt
Organism: Chaetomium fimeti
Lineage: Eukaryota; Fungi; Ascomycota; Sordariomycetes; Sordariales; Chaetomiaceae
Product: glycosyl hydrolase family 61-domain-containing protein
Exons: 1
Coding region: 256-1323 (355 amino acids)
Source: RefSeq, a predicted model, not a curated record
GAUGAUAAAUAUGUCGGUUGGGUCCCGUUGUUGAAGGCUUUGGAUUCUCCAACCAGCCACAGCCUCUCUUUCGUGUCUGCAACGACUCUUCCCUUCCUUUCGCUUUUUGGAAAAGCAUCCAGUUCUCUUCGUUUACCGCAACGACUUGACGUCCGUUCGCUAUCUUUUACAACCAACCUUGACUGAGCACCUUUGCCGUUGAGACUUUCACCCAAAGAACACUACACCACCAUCACCACCACCAAGCUUUUCACCAUGAAGACCACCGGCACUGUUGCGGCUAUCCUCGGCCUCGUUUCGAGCGCCACCGCCCACUACACCUUCGACAAGCUCCUGGUCAACGACCAGCAGGUCGGCGGAGACAACACCUACAUCCGGAAGCACAACAACGGAUACAUGCCCAUCAAGUUCAACAACCCCCCUGAGGGCUCCAUCACCCCCCUUGAUGCCGACUUCUCCUGCAACAAGGGCGCCACCGGUGCCCCCGAGGUGAUCACGGUCAAGGCCGGCGACAAGAUCGGCCUCCGCCAGGCCUUUGGCGCCAACGGCAUCCAGCACCCCGGCCCGUCGCAGGUGUACAUCGCCCCCGUCAGCGACGCCAAGACCGACGGCGGCAGCGACUGGUACAAGAUCCACCAGUCCCUGGUCUGCCGGGAGGGCUCGCCCGAGACCUUCAAGACCAACGCCUGGUGCAGCUGGGACGAGAACAACGUGUGGGGCGUGAUCCCAGCCACCAUCCCCAACGGGCAGUACCUCCUCCGGGCGGAGCACAUCGGGCUGCACGGCGCGCACGACGGCCAAGCCGAGUUCUACACCUCGUGCGCGCAGAUCGAGGUGACGGGCAACAGCGCGACCGCCAUCCCGGGCCAGUCGACCAAGUUCCCCGGCGGCUACCAGGCCAGCGACCCGGCCGUCAACUUCAGCGUCUGGGGCCGCUCCACCUCGUACGACACCGCCCCCGGCCCGGACGUCAUCCCGGGCGGCACCAUCCGUGGCUCUGCCAGCGGCGCCGGCGGCGACAACCUCCAGACCGUGCCCGGCGCCGGCGGCAGCAGCAGCGAGACCGUCGACACCACCGACCCGGCCCCUUCGCCGUCCGCUCCCGCGCCUUCGCCCUCGGCCCCUGCUCCGUCGCCGUCGACGCCCGCUCCGUCCCCGACUGGUGCUCCCGCCCCAACCCCCACUGUCCAGCCCGGCAACGGUGAGGGCAGUGGAAACGGUAAGGGCAAGGGCAAGGGGAAGGGCAAGUGCCCGCGCUCGUUCCCGCGCCGUGCGGCCGCGCUUCUUGCGGCUGAGAUUGAUGCCGAGACUGCUCAGCAGUAAGGUGCUUUUUGUGUGAGAUGCCCGCCGAUUGUGGGUGGGUUGGUAUCUCGGGAGGAAGGGCCGUGCAUCACUCCAUAUUUGUGAUGAGCGGCUGAGAGAGAGGGAGAGACUUGGUCUCGAUGAGACUUUUGGGGCGGGUUCCUGCAAGCUGGUUUGCAGUUUUGGUUUACGACUUCUUGUAUAUUGCUGUUAGCGGCUUGUAUAAACAAUUCAUUUUGAAGUGUUUCGAUCUUGAACGUGGUCAAACCCC